This is a messenger RNA of Vicia villosa (hairy vetch), 3948 nucleotides long. RefSeq lists its product as uncharacterized. The transcript has 7 exons. Gene Ontology annotation, molecular function: nucleic acid binding; zinc ion binding. The record is from RefSeq and is a predicted model, not a curated record. The coding region runs from base 1 to 3948 and encodes 1315 amino acids. NCBI's taxonomy places the organism in Eukaryota, Viridiplantae, Streptophyta, Magnoliopsida, Fabales, Fabaceae.
AUGGCUGGGAGAAACGAUGCUGCGAUUGCUGCUGCUUUGGAGGCUGUGGCUCAAGUUCUGGAACAUCACCCUAAUGCUGGUGAGGAUGCUGGGUCUCGCAGUUUGGCUACUUUCCAGAGAGAGAACCCGCCGGUCUUCAAAGGCAAGCAUGACCCUGAUGGAGCCUUAGAGUGGUUGAAAGAGAUCGAGAGGAUCUUUCGUGUAAUGGAUUGUACUCAAGCACAGAAAGUUCGUUAUGGGACACAUAUGCUAGCGGUCGAAGCUGACGACUGGUGGCUAGCGACACGUCAGAGACUAGAAGCCACAGGUGAAGAGAUCACUUGGGAUGUGUUCAGAAGGGAGUUUCUGAGAAAGUAUUAUCCGGAGAGCGUCCGUGGUAAGAAGGAAAUUGAGUUCCAUGAAUUGAAACAAGGGAACAUGUCGGUGACUGACUAUGCUGCUAAGUUCACCGAAUUGGCCAAAUUUUAUCCGUACUAUGAUGGAGAGGGCGCAGAGUUUUCAAAAUGUGUUAAGUUUGAAAAUGGAAUCUUUGAGGAAGAUAAUGCUGCUCACUAUAAGAUUGUCAGUGAUAGAAGAGGCAGGCAGAAUCAGCAACGUGGCAAGCCUUAUGACACUCCAGCUGGCAAGGGCAAACAAAGAGCUGCCCCGGGCCAGAGAACAAGUGGGGGAGGUGCUCCUGCUCCGAUUGUGUGUUUUAAGUGUGGGAAGGCUGGUCAUAAGAGUACUUACUGCACUGAUGACGUUAAGAAGUGUUUCCGUUGUGGCAAGACUGGUCAUAUGAUGUCUGAAUGCAGACAUAAAGAAGUGGUUUGUUUUAAUUGCGGUGAAGAAGGACACAUUGGAAGUCAAUGUCAGAAACCCAAGAAGGCACAAACUGGUGGAAAGGUGUUCGCUUUGGCUGGUACUCAGACAAGCACUGAGGACAGACUCAUUAGAGGUACUUGCUUCAUCAAUAGUAUGCCUUUAAUUACUAUUAUUGAUACCGGUGCUACUCAUUGUUUUAUUGCUGCUGCAUGUGUUGAAAAGUUGGGUCUUGUACUAUCUUCGAUGAAUGGCGAGAUGGUAGUUGAGGUUCCAGCUAAAGGAUCUGUGACUACAUCUCUUGUUUGUUUGAAAUGUCCGUUGUCGAUCUUCGACAGGGAAUUUGCUGUUGAUUUAGUAUGUUUACCGUUGGCCGGGCUAGACGUAAUUUUGGGAAUGAACUGGUUAGAAUAUAACUAUGCUCACAUCAAUUGUUAUAACAAGACUGUGAGAUUUUCAACUGCCGAAGAAGAAGAAGCUGGCUUAGUGUCGUCAAAGCAGGUACGACAAUUGUUGAAGGAAGAAGUAGAGAUGUUCUCGUUGAUGGCAACAUUGUCAAUCAAGAAUCAGAACAUCAUCGAUGAAUUACCGGUGGUAAGAGAAUUCCCUGAAGUUUUUCCCGAUGAGAUUCCUGAUGUGCCGCCAGAAAGAGGAAUUGAGUUCACAAUUGAUCUUGUACCUGGUACCAAACCUGUUUCUAUGGCACCGUACAGGAUGUCCGCAUCUGAGUUGACAGAAUUGAAGAAGCAAUUAGAAGACUUACUGGAGAAGAAGUUUGUCAGACCAAGUGUAUCGCCGUGGGGAGCUCCGGUGCUGUUAGUGAAGAAAAAGGAUGGAAGCAUGAGACUUUGCAUAGAUUAUCGACAGCUGAAUAAAGUAACCAUUAAGAACAAAUACCCGCUACCGAGAAUAGAUGAUUUGAUGGACCAAUUGGUAGGUGCCAGUGUUUUUAGCAAGAUCGAUCUGAGGUCGGGUUACCAUCAGAUUAAGGUCAAAGAUGAAGAUGUACAGAAGACAGCGUUCAGAACAAGAUAUGGACAUUAUGAAUAUUCGGUGAUGCCAUUUGGAGUUACGAACGCGCCAGGAGUAUUUAUGGAAUAUAUGAACCGUAUCUUCCAUGAGUAUUUAGAUCAGUUCGUCGUGGUGUUCAUAGACGACAUCUUAAUAUAUUCUAAAUCAGAGUCAGAGCAUUCAGAUCAUUUGAGGACGGUAUUGCAAGUGUUGAAAGAAAGGAAGUUGUAUGCGAAGUUGUCCAAAUGUGAAUUUUGGUUGAAAAAAGUCAGUUUUCUGGGACAUGUCAUAUCUGGUGGUGGCAUUGCUGUAGACCCAUCUAAGGUAGAUGCUGUGUUACAAUGGGAGACUCCAAAGUCAGCUACCGAGAUCAGAAGCUUCUUGGGCUUGGCCGGUUACUAUAGACGGUUUAUUGAAGGAUUUUCUAAGUUGGCACUUCCAUUAACUAAGUUGACGUGUAAGGGUAAAGUGUUCAUAUGGGAUGCACAAUGUGAAGAAAGUUUUGUAGAAUUGAAGGAGAGAUUGACGACAGCCCCGGUUUUGACAUUACCAAACCCAGGAGAACCUUUCAUAGUUUAUUGCGACGCUUCUUUGAUGGGUUUAGGUGGUAAGGAGCUGAACAUGAGACAGCGAAGAUGGUUAGAACUGCUGAAAGAUUAUGAUUUCGGGUUGAAUUAUCACCCCGGUAAGGCGAAUGUUGUGGCUGAUGCCUUAAGCAGGAAGACCUUGCACAUGUCCGCUAUGAUGGUUAAAGAAUUGGAAUUGAUCGAACAAUUCCGAGAUAUGAGCUUAAUUUGUGAAGUGACACCGCAGAGUGUUAAGUUGGGAAUGCUCAAAAUUGACAAUGACUUUCUGAACAGUAUCAAAGAGGCUCAGAAAUUGGAUGUGAAAAUGGUGGACAUUAUAGUUGGUUGUGGCAAAUCCGAGAAGAGUGAUUUUAAGGUGGACGCACAAGGAGUGUUGAGAUUGCGGAAUCGAAUCUGUAUCCCGGAUGAUAAUGAUAUGAAAAGGAUGAUUUUAGAAGAAGGUCAUCGGAGUAACUUGAGUAUUCACCCUGGAGCUACUAAAAUGUAUCAAGACUUGAAGAAGAUAUUUUGGUGGCCGAGGAUGAAAGAAGAUGUGGCGCGGUUUGUUUAUGCUUGGUUGCCUAAUACUGCAAGUGGACACGAUUCAAUAUGGGUGAUCGUUGAUAGGCUUACCAAAUCAGCUCAUUUCAUACCUAUUAGCAUCACGUAUCCGGUGGCAAAGUUAGCUGAGAUCUAUAUCCGAACGGAUGGUCAAACUGAAAGGACUAUUCAGUCUCUAGAGGAUCUGUUGAGAGCGUGUGUUCUCGAGCAAGGAGGCUCGUGGAGCGCUCAUCUUCCAUUGAUCGAGUUUACUUAUAAUAACAGUCAUCAUUCUAGUAUCGGGAUGGCACCCUUUGAAGCGUUGUAUGGUCGGAGGUGUAGGACUCCGCUAUGUUGGCACGAAUCUGGCGAAGGCGUAGUACUUGGACCGGAAAUUGUACGAGAAACCACAGAGAAGGUAAAAAUGAUUCGGGAAAAGAUGAAGGCUUCACAGAGUAGACAGAAAAGUUAUCAUGAUAAACGAAGGAAGGAGUUAGAAUUUGAAUCAGGUGACCAUGUGUUUCUAAGAGUCACGCCUGUGACUGGUGUUGGUCGUGCUCUGAAGUCAAAGAAGCUGACUCCACGAUUUAUCGGCCCUUAUCAGAUUUCAGAGAGGGUUGGUACUGUUGCUUAUAGGGUGGCGUUACCGCCUAACCUGUCGAAUCUGCACGAUGUGUUUCAUGUGUCACAGCUUCGGAAGUAUGUUCCGGAUCCAUCUCACGUGAUUCUUAUGGAUAACGUGCAAGUAAGAGAGAAUCUUACAGUAGAGACGAUGCCGAUACGGAUCACGGAUCGCGAGAUAAAGUCCCUUAGAGGUAAAGAUAUUCCGCUGGUGAAAGUGGUAUGGACGGGGACUACCGGAGAGAGCAUGACGUGGGAAAUGGAGAGCAAGAUGCGAGACUCCUAUCCCGAGUUGUUUGAACGAGGUAAGUUUGAAGCUGAUUUAGAUGCUUCCGCCGUUGGAUUCCCUUUUGGAUUGUAUGAUAACUUGAGCUAUGACGCAGAACUGGUGUUAAGGUUGGAUCUGUAG